This is a messenger RNA of Coturnix japonica (Japanese quail), 4023 nucleotides long. Lineage: Eukaryota; Metazoa; Chordata; Aves; Galliformes; Phasianidae. The record is from RefSeq and is a predicted model, not a curated record.
GGCCGGGCGGGAGCCGGACUGCGCGGGGCUGCGCGGCUGCGGGAGCGGGCCCGGCCCGGCGGAGCGGAACCGUAUCGGGAGCGGACGGGACCUGGAGCCUCGCGGGGGGCAGCGGGCGGGCACCAUGUCCCAGGACAGCCUGCAGGGUUUGGACGAGGGAGCGCUGAGAAAGAUGCUGGAGGCGACGCUGGACCUCGCCGAGCGGCGCCGCAUCCGCUCUGCCAUCCGGGAGCUGCAGCGGCAGGAGCUGGAGAGGGACGAGGAGGCGCUGGCCUCCAAACGCUUCCGCACCGAGCGCGGCAGCCACCGGCAGGACAACAAGGAGAACUGGCUGCGGUCCCAGCAGCUGGAGGAGCAGCAGCAGAAGGCUCUUGCCUCGCUGUCCCGGGAACUUGAGUCCAUCACUGAUGUGGAGGAGCUGACGAAGCUGCUGCGGGCAGCCAGCGAGUACGAGGAGCGCAAGCUGAUCCGCGCCGCCAUCCGCAAGCUGCGGGCUGAGGAGAUCGAAGCUGCAGCCCUGGCUGGGAACGUGCAGAGCAGCCGCAGGGAUGGUGCUGAGCCUGCAGCCGUGCCCGCAUGUGCAGAACGCAGCAGGAGGGAUGAUGCUGAAACAACAGCUCUGGUUGGGAACGGGGAGAGCUCCCACAGGGCAGGCUCGGAGCUGCCGGCCGUGGUGAGCGUGGAGAGCAGCACUGAGCCCGGGGAGAACAACCAGAGGGGUGAUACUGAACAGCCAGUGCUGAGCAGGACGGAGGAGAGCAGCCGUGGGGGGGAUGCAGACAGACUGCCUGCAGAGGAGCCUGAACGCUCCGUGGCUCGUGAGCAGGAAGAAGAGCAGGAGCACAGGCAAGCUGAGCUGCAGGACCUGAGCAGCCAACAGCUGAGAGAAGCCCAGAAACCCCCUGCCCAGGCUGCAGCCUCAGGGACCGUGGUGCUGCUGGACCUGCACCCAUCCCUGGAGCCCACUGCAGCCCCACAGCCCGAAGAGCACACAGCAGAGGUGGAGCUGCACACCGGGCGGGCACCUGAGUGUGAGCUGCAGUACCAGGAGGAGAGCUCUGGCAGCUCCUGUCCUGCACAGGAGCCCAUCGUGGAGCCAGCAGAGGCCCCGUGCAGCACAGGGCAGAGCCGCCAGGCGGAGCAGCACGGCCCGGCACAGCCCUGCGCUGUCACUCAGAGUGGCCAGUUUGUCAUCUGCGUGCGAGGCCAGGUGUCGGGGAAGGCUGUGAUGCCACAGGAGAAGCCAGCAGCACCCACCCAGAGCACAGCACGGACCCCAUCUCGCCUCAACGCUCAGCGCUGGGAGCAACCCCCCUCCUCGCCGUGCCCGCAGGGCCACGCAGAGCCGAGCCCCGUGCAGCGCUCCUCCUCGGUGCGGGAACGCGCGCAGCGCUUCACCCCUUCGGGCGCGACCCCGGUGGGCACCGCGGGGCGGCAGCGGGCGGCGGCGGGCGGCCCCGAGGGGGCGGGCGGCGCUGCGGGGCGGGCCGGGCCCGGCCAAUGGCAGCGGGGCCCUCGCACGGCCCCGUCGGGCCCCGUUCAAAACGCGAGGGGAGCCGGUGACGGAGGAGCAGAGCAGCGCCCGCCGCCCGCCGGCCCCCGCCCCGCCGGUACCGGCCCCACCGCCGCCCACGACGGCAUGAAGACGUACUUCACCAUCGAGAUCAAGGAUGGGCGCGUGCAGCCCCACACGCAGUCCGUCACGCCCCGCAUCGUGGCCGCCCCCGGCAGCCAGCGGGCAGAGCUCACCCUGGGGCUGAGGAGCACUCCCAUCCGCAUCACCGCCAUCCCCAGCAGCACCGGCGGCAUCUGCAGCAUCAGCACCAGCAGCAAUGUCAUCAAACCGAUGGAAGCAGAGCUGGUGGUGGAGCAGCCCCAGGCACCGAGGCUGCAGCCAGAGCUGCCCAAUGGCAUGGAGAAGGUCCAAGUGAGGGAAGUGGAGAAAAGGAGCAAGCUGAAUGUCGAGGAGUUGAACAGGAUUGAGGACGAGGAUGUUCUGGAUAAGAUGCUGGAUCAGACCACAGACUUCGAGGAGCGACGGCUGAUCCGUAAUGCCAUGCGGGAGCUACGCCAGCGCAAGAGAGACCAGCGGGAGAAGGAACGGGACCAGCGGCUGCAGGAGGUGAAGAGCCAGGCUACAGUGAGCAGGGCUGGCCACAACACUGAGACCACCACCACGCAGAGCACCCAGUCAGCCGACGGCUCAGCCCGCAGCACUGUCACCAAAACCGAGCGCCUCAUCCAGUCUAAUGAUGGCAGCAAGACUUCCCGCACAACAACCAUGGAGUCGAGUUAUGUGAAGAGAUCAGACAAUGGCAGCAGCAGCACGUUUGUUCAAACCAAAUCAUCCUACAGCUCAUCUUCCAAGAAGACAGGCAGCAUCUUUGACCGGGAGGAUGAGAGUGCCUCAAGGCAGAGCAGCCUGGCUGCACUGGAACGGCGUCAGGCUGAGAAGAAGAAGGAGCUAAUGAAAGCUCAGAGCCUGCCCAAGACAUCAACGUCACAGGCUCGCAAGGCCAUGAUUGAGAAGCUGCAGAAAGAGGGCGGGAGCUCUCCAAACCCGGCGGCACCGCGUGCAGCUGUGCAGCGCUCCUCCAGCUGUGGUGUCCCCAAUGCCAACAGCAUCAAGCAGAUGUUGCUGGACUGGUGCAGGGCUAAGACCCGGGGCUAUGAGCAUGUGGACAUCCAGAACUUCUCCUCCAGCUGGAGCGACGGCAUGGCCUUCUGUGCUUUGGUCCACAACUUCUUUCCAGAUGCUUUUGACUACAGCAAGCUCACACCUCAGAACCGCCGUCACAACUUCGAGGUGGCGUUCUCCUCUGCAGAGAAGCACGCUGACUGUCCGCAGUUGCUGGACGUGGAGGACAUGGUCCGGAUGCGCGAGCCGGAUUGGAAGUGUGUGUACACAUACAUACAGGAAUUCUAUCGCUGCCUGGUCCAGAAGGGGCUGGUAAAAACCAAAAAGUCGUAGCCCAUUUUCACCCCCGGGAGCGAUGGAUGCUGGCGGACUGCGUGCCCCUGGUGGAGGUGGAAGACAUGAUGAUCAUGGGGAAGAAGCCAGACGCCAAGUGCGUCUUCACCUACGUGCAGUCCCUCUACAACCACCUGCGUCGCCACGAGAUGCGCAUGCGGCAGAAAGAGUGCUAGAGCCUGCCCUGCCUGCGGCUGCCCGACACCUCACUGCCCCCUCCCUGCAGGGACGCUGGUGUGCGGAGGAGCUGCUGCCCCAUGGAGAGGCUGGCAGUGGGGGUGGAGAGGCUGUGGGGCUGGCGCUGGACAAAGGCAGGGGCUCCUGGUCACCCGUUGCUUCGGCCUUGCUGGAGCUCCUCAGUCAGCCACUGCCCCAGCUGGCUGCCAGCUGAAUGUACGGGCAGGGCAGAACGGUGCCAGGUAGGCGCUGCCUAGGAUGCUAGGAUCCCUGCAGCCAGCUUGGCUCUCCUCCCCUCUGCCAUACUCUAGUGUGUUAAGUUAUUCAUUCUCAAGGAGUUCUUUUUACGUGGGCAGUGUCUCUGCUUCCCCAGGGAGGCUGGGGCAGCACAGUACCCUUGGGCCCUGAGUGUCUGGGUCUGUGUGUCUGUGUGGCUCAGCCCAUGGACCCUGCAAGCCAGGGCCUGGGUGGGCGCUGCUGGUUUUGGUGCAGCCGGGAGGCAGAGUGCCCUGCUCCCCAGGCGGCCUGAGAGCAGUUCUGGGCCCCCUGCAAGGAAGCCCCUCUGCCCACCACAGUCCCUGCUUGGUGCCACCUCCCUGGGGACGGCCCUGUGCCAACACCCUGCUUCCCACCGCACGCACGUGCCCAGGGCGCUUCCACGGCGGGGACCUGCAGCACCCCUGUGCUGGGGAGCUGGAGGGGAGCGGGGAGGGCCCCGAGGAGCGCGGGGCCAGGGCCAGGACCAGACAGCCCCCGCGCUCCUCCCCAGCUCUGGGCACCUCGUGCUCAGUGCCACUCGCCCCUUCAUCACAGUCUACACCUGCGUUGACACGUGUACCAACACCAGCCAGACAAUAAAAGUUUAUUCUAUAGGG